AUGGAUGUCCCAGGACCCCACGAUAAGGGCGAAGGAGUUUACACCAACAUCCACCGGAUCCGUCGGGAUAUCAUAUCGGUGGUGGAGGACUAUCUGAGCCUGGAUCAACUGCGCGAUAUCCGCAUCAACAUAUCUGUUGUUCGUCCGCUGGUGGACAAGUUCUAUGCGCAGGACGAUAUUUCAAUAGUCUACUGCUUGCUGGUCAACCGCGCGCAGUUCCUGAACGAGCAGUCGCAUCUCAACAACAGGCAAAAUGUCAACUACACACGCGCCAUGCUCGAGGACAACGAGGGUCCAGAGGGUCUUUUGGUGCUGGCUCAUAUCCUUAUUGCUGGCUUUGAGCCGUUCCAAAAUGCUCCGUCAGAGAUUCGACGGGAGGUCCGUGCGCAGACAGCAUGGCAUAAGACGCUACCAGCCUUGGAGGUAGCCAUCCUGAGUGAGGCCAAGAUCUUUUUGAGCUCGACAUCAUGCCAGAAGAUUGUGGACGCCAUCUACGAGGGACGGGUUAUCUACAGCCCUUCCAGCUUCCUGGAGAUUAUCCCCGAUCGUUACAAGCAGAAGCCAAUAUCUCUGUAUGACCCCAGAAAGGCGCCUCUACUGAACCAGUACCGUCUGGUUGUACCGCGGACGCGAAAUAUCUUGGAAAUCAUCCAGUUCGUCAUCCUCCUGGCGCUCUAUCUUGUAUUCAUGUCCGAGAGAUACGCAGGUCGUGUAACGAUACUGGAAACUUGCUUCACCGUCUACGCCUUCGGUUGGGUGCUCGAUCAAUUUGCAACUAUUCUCGAGCAUGGCUGGUGCUUUUUUGGCUUCCUGUUGUCCCUUGUCUGGCUAGGAAACCACCAGUACUCCUGGGUAACCAUCAGUGAAUGGAUGAUUUACAUUUGGUUCGGUCUGGAUGGAUCUGGCAUCCAUCAUUCGACCGACUUCCACAAAUACCUGGGACCAGCCCUAAUGGUCAUGUUUGCCUUCCUCGGCAACACAUUAUUCCUCACCGUUCUGGUUUCUAUGCUCUCAAAUACCUUUAGCACAAUAGUCAGCAACGCAACCGCAGAAAUCCAGUUCCGACAUGCCGUCCUGACUCUCGAGGGCGUCAAAAGCGACGCCAUCUUCGCCUACCAACCCCCCUUCAACAUCCUCGCUGUCUUCAUCCUCAUCCCCCUUAAAUGGUUUGUCACUCCGCGCUGGUUCCACAAAAUCCACGUCGCCAGCGUGCGUCUGCUCAACCUCCCCCUCCUGCUCGUCAUUGCCCUGGUAGAACGCCGAAUCCUUCCCCCAAUCACAUCAACAGCAGGAGGAGAACGACCAGCGGAAGGGCCAUCAGUCAACUCCUCCUCUUCGCACCCUCGACGCAGCAUAUGCAAAGGUAUGCGCUUCUGGAACAGGUGGCGUAUCACCGUCCACAGUGACAUCGAGACCGUCUUCGAAGUCCCGCCGCCAGAUUCGGUACUCGAGCAGAUCGCUGAAGACGAUGAUCUCACCAAACAUUUGAUCCGGCGGCAGUUCGUUCGGGGAAAUACCGUGGAAGCAGCCACGAAGACACCGGCCAAGGAAUCAAACACAGCCAAGGACACAAACACGAACAAGGACACAAACACGAACAAGAAACAGCCACCUGGUCGUCGUGACAGCAUCGCCCCGUUCCCGGGCCUGAGGACGGAGUUGCAGGGCGUUUUGAGCGAGAGUGAUGAGAUGAGCGCUAUCACGGCGAGGCUGGAGGCUUUGGAGAAGAGCACAAGGAGGAUAGAGUUCAUGUUGGCGAAGCUUACGGGCGGGUUGGAAGAUAACAAGGAUGAUACGGCUAUCAAUGAUACGGAAAGUCCGUUUGAUUCUGACGAGGAAGGAGAGGAGGGGGCGGUGUCGCAAGCUACAAAAGCGUGAGGAGCCGUAAGGAAAUGGGAAUGAGAAUGAGACUGGGUUUGUAUACCUGCGAAUGAAUAGCGUUUGAUGUG
Neurospora tetrasperma FGSC 2508 is the source of this 1949-nucleotide messenger RNA. RefSeq lists its product as uncharacterized. Lineage: Eukaryota; Fungi; Ascomycota; Sordariomycetes; Sordariales; Sordariaceae. Bases 1 to 1878 code for a protein of 625 amino acids. The transcript has 7 exons. The record is from RefSeq and is a predicted model, not a curated record.